Micromonas commoda is the source of this 1203-nucleotide messenger RNA. RefSeq lists its product with no specific name. The record is from RefSeq and is a predicted model, not a curated record. Gene Ontology annotation, biological process: fatty acid metabolic process. The transcript has a single exon. Gene Ontology annotation, cellular component: lysosome. Gene Ontology annotation, molecular function: fatty acid amide hydrolase activity. NCBI's taxonomy places the organism in Eukaryota, Viridiplantae, Chlorophyta, Mamiellophyceae, Mamiellales, Mamiellaceae. Bases 1 to 1203 code for a protein of 400 amino acids.
AUGAGGGUUUGGUCGCGUGUGCUCGUAGUAUGCUUCCUAGGUCUCUGCCUCGUCGUCGGCGAGGUCGCUUCGCUCGCUCCAGCGCGCCCUGCACGGGGGGGCGUGGGCGUAGCACCUCGACGCGUGAAACUUGCGCCCCUCGGAAGUUCGGGAGAUGGCGCGCAACUCCCGAAGUAUCGAGUCGACCUGGACCAACCCCCGGGGGUUCGCUGGAACGAUGUUAUGAAAGAUAAGCGAGCCGCGGCGCAUAAGACGAUCACCAGUCUAUUCGCACUGCUUCCAGAGGAGGUUCACACGGAGGUCGACAAGCUCGUCUUGCACGUCGAGGAGCGUCUGCCAGUUUGGGCGAGGGAGGAGAUGCAGGGGAUAGCCGCCGCUUUGAACGUCACCUUCGGAGAUAUCCUGUUGGUGAACUUCUUUUUCGAGAUCACACCAUUCUGCACCUCCGUAAUUGCUCGGAGCUCGAGCACUGGUCACCUGUACCACGCCCGGAACCUGGACUUUGGUUUCGGCAUGCCAUCGUUCUCGGAAAACCUGCGGGACCUCGCGAUGGACGUGGAGUUCACCAAGGGCGGGGAACCGGCGUUUAUCGUAACGACCUUUGCCGGUUACGUGGGUGCGGCCACCGGCAUGCGAUCUGGUGUGUUCUCGGUGACCGUGAACGAGCGAGAGAUGACAGGCCCGCUCCCCAUCCCAAACUUGCUAAAAGGCGUGUUGAACCUCAUCAACGCAAUUUUGACGUCUGACGCAUAUCCGGUGACCUGGGCGACAAGGGAGGCUCUCGAGGACGAUGCAUCAACGUUCAACUCUGUUGUCAAAAUGUUCAGCGAACGCUCGCUAGCGACACAGAUAUAUUUGAUCAUCGGAGGAGCUUCCGAGGGCGACGGCGUGGUCCUGACCCGGGAUCACAACUCCUUGUUGGAUGCGUGGAAGAUGGAUGCAGCAUCCGGGGAAUGGUUUCUCGUGCAGACUAAUUACGACCACUGGUUGCCGAUGCCAAUAUGGGAUAACAGGAGAAAGCCAGCGGAGAAAGCUCUUUCGAAGGUGGGGGCUGAUGCGAUUCUGCCGUCGUCGAUAUAUUCGAACGUCCUCUCUCUGGAUCCAAUCCUGAACCAGUUGACUGUGUAUUCGACGAUCAUGUCCUGUGCCGAGGGGAAAUACGAAUCAUUUCUUCGAAAAUGUGAGGGUUGCUCUCCCAUCUGA